UUUAAACAGCCCUUUCGGAGCCUGUCAGCGGUGUGUCGCCUGGCUGUGCUGCUUCUUCGUUUUGCCUGAGACCUGGAAACAUGCUGUCCUUCGCUUUUAGACAACUCACACGGCCACUGUGCCAGCGAGCCCCACUUCGUCUCAGUGUACGUGGCCAGCAGUCGCAUGCGGCCACCCGCACAGUAGAUGAGGAUCGUCCAUGGACGGGCCAGGAGAGCCUGGCUCAGGAUGACCCAGAGAUGUGGGAUCUGCUGCAGAAGGAGAAGGACAGGCAGUGCCGUGGCUUGGAGCUCAUCGCAUCUGAGAAUUUCUGCAGUCGAGCCGCUCUGGAAGCUCAGGGCUCCUGUCUGAACAACAAAUACUCGGAAGGCUACCCAGGGAGAAGGUACUAUGGUGGAGCAGAAGUGGUCGACCAAAUUGAGCUGCUGUGUCAGAAACGAGCCUUGGAGGCCUUUGACCUGGACCCGGCUCUGUGGGGUGUCAACGUCCAGCCGUACUCUGGCUCCCCCGCUAACUUCGCUGUCUACACCGCAGUGCUCAACCCCCAUGACCGCAUCAUGGGUCUGGACCUGCCUGAUGGGGGACAUCUGACUCACGGCUACAUGUCUGAUGUGAAGAGGAUCUCAGCAACCUCAAUCUAUUUUGAGUCCAUGCCUUACAAGCUAAACACUGCAACAGGACUCAUAGACUACGACCAGAUGGAGAUGACGGCCAAGCUGUUCCGGCCCAAGCUCAUCAUCGCUGGCACCAGCGCCUAUGCCCGCCUCAUUGACUACGCCCGCAUCAAGAAGCUGUGUACAGACAUUAAGGCCUACAUGCUCGCUGACAUGGCCCAUAUCAGUGGCCUGGUGGCAGCCAAAGCCAUCCCCUCUCCCUUUGACCAUGCUGACCUGGUCACGUCUACCACGCACAAAUCCCUCCGAGGAGCCAGGGCUGGCCUCAUCUUCUAUCGUAAGGGUGUUCGCUCAGUGGACAAGAAGGGAAAGGAGAUCAUGUACGACCUCGAGGACAAGGUCAACUUCUCGGUGUUCCCCUCUCUGCAGGGCGGACCUCAUAACCAUGCCAUCGCCGGUGUGGCUGUGGCACUCAGACAGGCACAGUCUCCCAUGUUCAAGGAGUAUAUCGCCCAGGUACUAAGAAACUCCAAGUCCAUGGCCACAGCUCUUCUCAGCAAAGGCUACACCCUGGUAUCAGGCGGGACCGACAACCACCUGGUCCUGGUUGACCUGCGGCCUAAGGGCAUCGACGGAGCUCGGGCUGAGAGGGUGCUGGAGCUCGUGUCAAUCACCGCCAAUAAGAACACCUGCCCCGGGGACAAGAGCGCCCUGACUCCUGGUGGCCUCAGGCUAGGUGCUCCAGCUCUGACGUCCAGACAGUUCAAAGAAGCUGACUUUGUGCAAGUUGUCGAGUUCAUGGAUGAAGGCUUCAAGAUCGCCUUCGACGUCAAGAAAAAGACAGGGAAGCUCCAGGACUUCAAGAACUUUCUUCUCCAGGACCCAGAGACCGUAGCUCGCAUCGCCGAACUGCGCCACCGCGUUGAAGCUUUUGCCAGGCCCUUCCCCAUGCCAGGCUUUCACGACCAUUAAACCAAACAAUAUCGAGUCGACGGGGCCAUAACAGCCAGGUGGCAGAAAGCUGGCAGGGCAAGGGGAGGGAGAGAUGUCACGGUAGCGAAAUGUGUUUGGUGCCUGUUAAUCAGGAUAAUUCCCGUUUUCAUCAUCAGAUCUGGGAAACUAUUUUUUUUUUUAACACUUCUUUGCAGUAAUCAAUCAAUCAGUUCUUAGAAAAACUCGGCCUCCACGUUGAGGUGAAGAAACAAUAAAAUUUGACAGAUUUUGUAGAGACAAAUAGCCUAUUUUCUAUCGUAGGUGUAAAGAUCUUUUUCAGUUGUCUUCAUGCCGUUUCUUUAAUGCGAGUGUGUGGGAGCAAAAAAACAACACGUCAAAUCAAACAACAACCAACAGCUUUUUGUUUCUUAGACUCUGUGAUUUGAUUAGUGUGUAAUUAGUGAUUCCAGUAAGAUACACUGAGAGUCUUAAUUCUGUAAAGAGUCUGAACUAAUGUCACUAAUGUAGAUAUUCACAUUGAGAUGUGUGCGUGCAUGAUUCUUUAUAUGAAACCAGGAACACAAGGAGAUUUUAUGAGGUGGUGGGUUGUUCUGCCAAACAGUGUUGUGUUGGCCUUUAAAUUUCUGUCAAGGAAAUAUGGUUGUAGAUCCAAUAUUAACCCAAAAUGUUGUCAGAGUAUCAUAUUUGAUGAAGUUAAACCUUUAACUUUGUAGAGUUUUGUGCAGCUUGUCUGCAAGGACAGAUUGUACAGGAGGUGGACUAAAUGGUUUUAACAUCUUUUAAUCUAUUAUUAUCCAAUAAAGCAACACUACAACUUGUGUUUAUAAAAAAUGUUUACACAGAGAUGUUUUUUAAAAAUAGAAUAUCAUGCGCUUUCAGAAGCAGAAUUUCACAGAGAUGAGUGUAAGGAUGCAUUACAAAAAUUAUGUCCACCUCUAUCCAAGAGUGUUAGUUUCUUUUGACACUGUUGCCAUUGCAUCUUCUUUUCCUUCCACAAUAUCACAGAUGACAGAUUUGAAUUGCUAUAUAUUUUGUUAUAACAGGUAAAUAACCAAAUGGAAUAAUAACAGAAAAAUCAUCCUGGAUUAUUUUAUACUUUAAGCGCGUUUACAGAGAGUAUAUACUUUUCUAUGUUAUUUAAAAACAAUAAACCAUGUAACAGCCAUCAUCUCACAUUGAUCUUAAGGUUUCCAAUACCAGCGAAGUUGUUGAUCUAGAAGACAGACUAUUAAUAGUGCAGUCUGCCUGAUUUAAGUGUCAUUUUUUUCACCAUGGUGUUCAAUGAUGGAAACUGUGAGGCAGCUUGAUUUGGAAAAAAACAGUAUUUUGUUGUGGAUCUGGCUCACAGAUUGGAACAGUUGUCAUUAUCACUGCAUCAGUGAGGAAGCAAGAUUUUGGUUUGUGAAAUGGUUGUACAGCACAAUCGAGAAAAGGCUGUUAGAAAUAACGUGGUUGUUUUCUUACUUUGCACAAAACAGCUUCCAAAGUGAACCAAAUCAUAUGAAUUAUCCACAUCAAAGUUUGUGACAGCCAGUAGAAUAGACUAGCCAAAAUAAACCAGUAAGUAUUUUACUACGAUGUUCAUAAAUCUUCUGUUUGUCUGUUAUCAUCUCUGAUAUGUUGCCAGCCUUUGUACAUCAACCCAAGUUUGAACUAACUUUCUUUUACAGAACAUUUUUAUUAACAUUGAAUUAGCGUUAGCUGAAUAAAAUCCAAUAAUGCAAAUGUAA
This is a messenger RNA of Plectropomus leopardus (leopard coralgrouper), 3298 nucleotides long. RefSeq names its product serine hydroxymethyltransferase, mitochondrial. The record is from RefSeq and is a predicted model, not a curated record. Gene Ontology annotation, molecular function: pyridoxal phosphate binding; glycine hydroxymethyltransferase activity. Gene Ontology annotation, biological process: tetrahydrofolate interconversion. Gene Ontology annotation, cellular component: cytoplasm; mitochondrion. Lineage: Eukaryota; Metazoa; Chordata; Actinopteri; Perciformes; Serranidae.